This is a messenger RNA of Prosopis cineraria, 2144 nucleotides long. RefSeq names its product probable E3 ubiquitin-protein ligase RHC2A. Gene Ontology annotation, biological process: protein ubiquitination; positive regulation of DNA-templated transcription; ubiquitin-dependent protein catabolic process. Lineage: Eukaryota; Viridiplantae; Streptophyta; Magnoliopsida; Fabales; Fabaceae. The coding region runs from base 429 to 1616 and encodes 395 amino acids. Gene Ontology annotation, cellular component: cytoplasm; nucleoplasm. The record is from RefSeq and is a predicted model, not a curated record. The transcript has a single exon. Gene Ontology annotation, molecular function: ubiquitin protein ligase activity.
UCGUUGCAACCUUUAUUCCUAUUAAAAGAACUUCCAUUUUUGCAACAGAAAAACAACACACCCACACACCAACGUUUGAUUGAUUAAAACGUCGCCACCUCAUUCCUGCAAUGUCAUUCCAACACUCAAGGCCUCACCCAUUGAGCUGUUAAGCUUCUCCUCGCAACAGAUUAGUCUCUCGCUCGCUCGCUCGCUCGCUCGUCCCUCCCCUUCCUCUUCCUUGUGCCCCCGAAGUCCAAACGGUCCCCAAUGAUUUCCCGAGCUUGAGAUUUCUGAUGGGGCUUUCGUUCUGAACAAGAUUCUGGGCUCCAAGUUUGAAUCUUUCUGGAAUUGGAUUGGAUACUUUUUGAGCUUCAAGUUUGGGGCUCUGUCUCACUGAAGGAGGAUUGGUAACAUACGUUUCGUGAAUAUUGUAUUGUGGGAUCCAGAUGGCUUCGGGGACGUCAUCUUCUUAUUGGUGCUACAGAUGCAGUCGGUUUGUGAGGGUGCGGAGGCAGGACGCGGUGGUGUGUCCCGACUGCGACAGUGGAUUCGUGGAGGAGAUUGAGCAAAUGCCUCGGCCUGCCUCCAUCGUUGAUUCGCGGCGGCGGAGGUUCCCGGCGGCUUCCAUGUACAUGAUCGGCAACCGCCACCACCCCAAUUCUGGACAGACUCUGCGUCCUGCGUUGAGGAGGGCUCGUCGGAGCGGUGGCGAUCUUGCUAUGGUUAAUCCGGUUGUCGUGCUCCGCGGAUCUCCUCAACGGGCGAGUCAUGAUUCCGGUGGAGGACACGGGCGUGGGUUCGAGCUUUACUACGAAGACGGCUCUGGUUCCGGUCUCCGGCCUUUGCCUUCGAAUAUGUCAGAGAUGCUUCUGGGAUCUGGAAUCGACAGGCUUCUGGAACAGCUUUCUCAGAUUGAAAUGAACGGGAUUUCUCGAUACGAACCACCUCCGGUUUCCAAAGCCGCUAUCGAUUCAUUGCCGACGAUAGAGAUUCAUGAGGAUCAUCUGGCGACGGAAUCACACUGUGCCGUCUGUAUGGAGCCUUUUGAAUCGGGCACAACUGCUCGCGAAUUGCCUUGCAGGCACAUUUAUCAUUCGGAAUGCAUCUUGCCGUGGCUUGCGCUCCGGAAUACUUGCCCUGUUUGCCGGCAGGAGCUCCCGGCAGAUACGCAGAACGUUAACGCUUCUGGGCAUUCCCUCACUUGGAACGACGAUGACAACGUGGGAUUAACCAUUUGGAGGCUUCCCGGCGGUGGCUUCGCUGUGGGCAGGUUCGCUGGUGGGAGAAGAAGUUCUUCUGAUCGUGAGCUUCCUGCUGUGUAUACAGAAAUGGACGGUGGUAUUGGAAACGGCGGCGAACCGAGGAGGGUGACUUGGUCGACGACGGAGGAGGAUCGAGGAGGGGACAGAAGAGGUGGAGGAUUUCGGAAAAUGUUUCGCAAUCUUUUUGGUUGCUUCACUCCUGGAGCUCGAGCUCACCCCUCUGCUUCUUCAUCAUCAUCAUCUUCUUCUUCUUCUCCAGAACCUCGAACCUUCAGGAGUAGUACUUCUCGUUAUCGUCCCGUCGUGAAUACCACAACACGUUCCCGAAGGACCUGGUCUCUGGACGGCAAUGGCGGAACCAGACCUUGGUGACAUAACAGAGGGAAAACAAAAAUGAAGAUGAAGAAGAAAAAUCAGAACUUUGUUUCUGGGUUCCUCAACUGGUUCAAUAGAUUGUUUUGUUAUUUAUACAUUGAACACUGAAUCCCCAUUUUUAUCUUCUAGAUAAGGUCCAAGUAUCAAGUGGGCUCUGGUCUUGAGAAGGUAAAUAUAGGGAAUUAGUCUAGAUUCAAAGCAUGGUGGUGAAAGUGCACAAGGGAACUGGGUGGGACGAAGCACGCUGUAAUGUAAAGGGCUUGAUUUGUAUGUGUCGGCGAGCAAGAAAUGAAGCUGCAGUGAGAGAGAUCAGAGAGUCGUGUGCUGUAUAUGGCUUUUGUGGUGACAGGGAAGGGAAAGUCAUCACAUUUGUAUUUCUUUAGCUAUAGCUUCAUCAGGUCAUGUUUCAAAGUUGAUGGUUAAGAUUGUUGUUGAUACUAUAUAAAUGUCUAGUACCCGACCCAUGAGUCUGUCACUCUCCUGCCAAAUCACAGCAAUCCAUUGUUGAUUAUUUUUUCUCUCUGA